This is a messenger RNA of Hyaena hyaena (striped hyena), 4388 nucleotides long. It is a transcript of the gene STAG1, whose product is annotated as stromal antigen 1. The record is from RefSeq and is a predicted model, not a curated record. Gene Ontology annotation, molecular function: chromatin binding. Gene Ontology annotation, biological process: sister chromatid cohesion. Gene Ontology annotation, cellular component: chromatin; cohesin complex; nucleus. The transcript is spliced from 22 exons. Lineage: Eukaryota; Metazoa; Chordata; Mammalia; Carnivora; Hyaenidae. The annotation marks the transcript as partial.
UGGAAGUGAAGAAGCUCUUUCCAAUGAAGACUGUGAAAAUGUUUACCACUUGGUGUACUCAGCACAUCGCCCUGUUGCUGUGGCAGCUGGGGAAUUCCUUCACAAAAAGCUGUUUAGCAGACAUGAUCCACAAGCAGAAGAAGCAUUAGCAAAGAGGAGGGGAAGGAAUAGUCCAAAUGGCAACCUCAUCAGAAUGCUGGUUCUUUUCUUUCUUGAAAGUGAGUUACAUGAACAUGCAGCCUACUUGGUGGACAGUUUGUGGGAGAGCUCUCAAGAACUAUUGAAAGACUGGGAAUGUAUGACAGAGUUGCUAUUAGAAGAACCUGUUCAAGGAGAGGAAGCAAUGUCUGACCGUCAAGAGAGUGCUCUUAUAGAGCUAAUGGUUUGUACGAUUCGUCAAGCUGCUGAGGCACAUCCUCCAGUGGGAAGGGGUACUGGCAAGAGAGUGCUAACUGCCAAAGAAAGAAAAACUCAAAUUGAUGAUAGAAACAAAUUGACUGAGCAUUUUAUUAUCACACUUCCUAUGUUGCUAUCAAAGUAUUCUGCAGAUGCAGAGAAGGUAGCAAACUUGCUACAAAUCCCACAGUAUUUUGAUCUAGAAAUUUAUAGCACAGGUAGAAUGGAAAAGCAUCUGGAUGCUUUAUUAAAACAGAUUAAGUUUGUGGUAGAGAAACAUGUAGAAUCAGAUGUUCUAGAAGCCUGCAGUAAAACCUAUAGCAUCUUAUGCAGUGAAGAGUAUACCAUCCAGAACAGAGUUGACAUAGCUCGAAGUCAGCUAAUUGACGAGUUUGUAGAUCGAUUCAAUCAUUCCGUGGAAGAUCUACUGCAAGAGGGAGAAGAAGCUGAUGAUGAUGAUAUUUACAAUGUUCUCUCUACAUUAAAGCGGUUGACCUCUUUUCAUAAUGCUCAUGAUCUCACAAAGUGGGAUCUAUUUGGUAAUUGCUACAGAUUAUUGAAGACUGGAAUUGAACAUGGAGCUAUGCCAGAACAGAUAGUCGUACAGGCACUGCAGUGUUCCCAUUACUCGAUUCUUUGGCAGUUGGUGAAAAUUACUGAUGGUUCUCCUUCCAAAGAGGAUUUGUUGGUAUUGAGGAAAACAGUGAAAUCCUUUUUGGCUGUUUGCCAGCAGUGUCUAUCUAAUGUUAAUACUCCAGUGAAGGAACAGGCAUUUAUGUUACUCUGUGAUCUUCUGAUGAUAUUUAGCCACCAAUUAAUGACAGGUGGCAGGGAAGGCCUCCAGCCUUUGGUGUUUAAUCCAGAUACUGGACUCCAAUCUGAACUCCUCAGUUUUGUGAUGGAUCAUGUUUUCAUUGACCAAGAUGAAGAGAACCAGAGCAUGGAGGGUGAUGAAGAAGAUGAAGCUAAUAAAAUUGAGGCCUUACAUAAAAGAAGGAAUCUACUUGCUGCCUUCAGCAAACUUAUCAUUUAUGAUAUUGUUGACAUGCAUGCAGCUGCAGACAUCUUUAAACACUACAUGAAGUAUUACAAUGACUAUGGUGAUAUUAUUAAGGAAACACUGAGUAAAACCAGGCAGAUUGAUAAAAUUCAGUGUGCCAAGACCCUCAUUCUCAGUUUACAGCAGUUGUUUAAUGAACUUGUUCAAGAGCAAGGUCCCAAUCUAGAUAGGACAUCUGCCCAUGUCAGCGGCAUUAAAGAAUUGGCACGUCGUUUUGCCCUUACAUUUGGACUGGAUCAGAUCAAGACACGAGAAGCAGUUGCCACACUUCACAAGGAUGGCAUAGAAUUUGCCUUUAAAUACCAAAAUCAGAAAGGACAAGAUUAUCCACCUCCUAAUCUGGCUUUCCUGGAAGUAUUAAGUGAAUUUUCUUCUAAACUUCUUCGACAGGACAAAAAGACUGUUCACUCAUACCUAGAAAAAUUCCUUACGGAGCAGAUGAUGGAAAGGAGAGAAGAUGUAUGGCUUCCACUUAUCUCCUAUAGAAAUUCAUUAGUCACUGGAGGUGAAGAUGAUAGAAUGUCUGUGAACAGUGGAAGUAGCAGCAGCAAAACUUCCUCAGUAAGGAAUAAGAAAGGACGACCCCCACUUCACAAAAAACGAGUAGAAGAUGAAAGUCUGGAUAAUACAUGGCUAAACAGGACCGACACCAUGAUUCAGACUCCUGGGCCCCUGCCAGCACCACAGCUCACUUCCACUGUACUGCGGGAGAAUAGCAGGCCUGUGGGAGAACAGAUUCAGGAACCUGAGACUGAACAUGGUUCUGAACCUGACUUUUUACACAAUCCUCAGAUGCAGAUCUCUUGGUUAGGCCAGCCAAAAUUAGAAGACUUAAAUCGGAAAGACAGAACAGGAAUGAACUACAUGAAAGUGAGAACUGGAGUAAGGCAUGCCGUUCGGGGCCUAAUGGAGGAAGAUGCUGAGCCCAUCUUUGAGGAUGUGAUGAUGUCAUCCCGGAGCCAGUUAGAAGAUAUGAAUGAAGAAUUUGAAGACACCAUGGUUAUUGAUCUGCCCCCAUCAAGAAAUCGGCGAGAACGAGCUGAGCUGAGGCCAGAUUUCUUUGAUUCUGCAGCUAUCAUAGAAGACGAUUCAGGAUUUGGAAUGCCUAUGUUCUGAAGUCUGAAGAAAAUUUACAAAUCUGGAACUCUAUUAUUUAGAGCUAGAGGCCUAUAUACUGUGAUAGCUUGUAUGGGGGAGAAAACACUUUUGAUGUGAUCUGAUUUGUUUUUUAAUCAAAUGAUUGAGGUCAAUCCCUUUUUGCAGUGACAGAAGAGGAGCAUGUAAAUUACCCAAGGGAAUGUUGGUGAAUGUCACCUCAGAAAGACUGACCUGAAAAAUCAUUUGUGUUCUAAUAUUGGACUCAUCCCAGUACAGAUGUGUGUGUUUUUCUGGAGGGAGGAAAAAAUUUUAAAUUUUUAAAACAGCUGUCAAGAUAAACACUGUUAUACACCUGUUUUAUGAAAACUCAGCAUUGAGUAAAAAAAAAUAUUUUUAACUUUAUUUUCCUGUUGUACAAUUUAAAAACCGUUUUAACAUUUUGCCUUUUUAUGUUUUAAAAGCUAACCAUUUUUAUUAAACCUAUGAGUAAGCAGCUCAUCCUAAUUGCUGAAGAGUGUUUUGGAGCUCACUGGAUUUGGUUGACCUUGUGGAAUACAGAAAUGCGGAGGAGCAGAAUAUCAACAAGCUAAGAUGAAAUUCUGACAGUGCAUCUCUGCCAAAAACCACACCCUCUGUGGAUAUGGAUUCCCAGAUUUUAUAUACUCUUGAAUAAAAAGGUUUAUUUUUAUUUAUAAGGGGGCAUAAAAUAAGAAAUGUCCACGCAGCCAUUUUCCAACAGAUGCUGUACACCAUUCAUUUUAUAUAGAGUAGGGAGAUUCAAAUACAGUACAUUUUCUAUUGGUAUUUGUUCUGUGCAUUUUUAGCAACUUCUACCAGCAAAUAAAGUAUUCUCAGAAAAACAAAAAUGGUUCUCAAGUUAUCAGUUUGCUGUUUUUACUACUUAUUUCAUGCCCUGCCAAAUUCAAGUUACAUAGACUUCCGUUUUCUUAAAAAGAUAAUCAUGAAGAACUUCUUUGCCAUUCAAAAGUAAUCUUUAAGUGUAACAUAACUGUGUCUACUUCCCAUGCACUUAAUACCUUAUGCGCUAAUUUUGUGAAUUAAGUUUACCAAUUAUAGAAGUAUGUGCUGCAUAGAAGUCUGUGCUUUAGAGGGUGAAGUUCCUAAGCUUACCUUGAAAUACAGCUACAUUUCAGUGUUAAAUGUGCAUAUUAAUUAUUUUGGGGAAAGAAAUUAUGGAUCUUCAGGACAGCCUUCAAUGGUUUAGAAUUACAUUCUGCUUAGACUUUUAUGACUUGCUGCUAUUGUUUUAAAAAGCCCACUUUUUUCCUUUCUGAUUUUUAAAAGCAAGCCUCAAUUCCAAACAAAUCCAUCCACAGCUGUUUCUGGGCUGGUUUUUAAAGUAGCUGCAAUGGAAUCAUGAGGCUUUCCCUUCUUACCAAAAAUGAAAAGCAUUUUUUUACUAAUCUGUGCACCCAAUAAUUAUCUUUUGUUGGGAAAGCAAAUGGAUUAUUCUAUUCAUUCUUUUAGUAAACACAAAACAGAUUUUUCUCAGUCUUUGUACAGUUCUGAAAAAACCUGGUCACCAAAAAUAUAUCUGCUAAUUUAGUAAUUCCUGGGCUCCAGUUUGAGGGGCUGGGGUCUCGAUUUCUUCCAGAAAUGUGGGCCUCACUGGACAUGCAGGGGCAGGAAUAACUCAACUCAACUGUCCACCAGCAUCAACCCUGCCUGUGGUUCUGGCCAGGGAGGAAGCUGGGAGGUGCCCUGGCACAUGCACAGAUUGAUCCUUUGCUUGACAGUUUCAUGUGGAAAUCAGAUGCUGACUUAGAAUUGUAGACUACAUGCAACAAAAAAAAAAAAAAAAAAAAAAAAAAAA